UUUCGUACAGAACGGUGGUAUGCCGAGAAACUGCCUGGUAUCAAUCCUCUGGUUCUCAUCUCAAUGUUCUUAGUCCUCGUCUUAAACCUCUUCGGACACGCUACCCGUUCAUGGUGCAACGUGACGCUUGCGCUACAGCGCUUUCUCCUCCGAACUGCCUUCACCAAUCCGUUCGCAGGCCAGGCCCCUCGCGAACUAAGCUAUCGUGAAUCCCAAAUCCUCCAGACGCUGCCCGCUGACCUCCGUACGGUUCAUUCCCUCUUCGAACUCAAGCCUCGCAUUCGCCAAUAUGCUUCAUGCCCUUCCUGCUCCUUUCUUCACCCUCCUGAUGAUGACGAAGGUCUACGGUAUCCCCCA
This is a messenger RNA of Coniophora puteana RWD-64-598 SS2, 357 nucleotides long. RefSeq lists its product as uncharacterized. NCBI's taxonomy places the organism in Eukaryota, Fungi, Basidiomycota, Agaricomycetes, Boletales, Coniophoraceae. The annotation marks the transcript as partial. The transcript has a single exon. The record is from RefSeq and is a predicted model, not a curated record.